AAUUACUGCAGUGCUGUAAUUAUGCAGAUCCCUACCAAGGUUGUUGCUGCCCCUUGAAGGACCUCCCCUCGCAGCUGUUUAAAUGAGAAUGUCCCUGGCGCAGAGGGUGCUGCUGACAUGGCUCUUCACGUUACUCUUCCUCAUCAUGUUGGUGCUGAAGCUGGAUGAGAAAGCACCGUGGAACUGGUUCCUCAUUUUUAUUCCUGUUUGGAUAUUUGACACUAUUCUUCUAGUCAUGCUCAUCGUAAAAAUGGCUGGACGGUGCAAGUCUGGCUUUGAUCCUCGCAACGGCUCCCAGCACAUGAAGAAGAACGUGUGGUAUCUCAUCGCCAUGCUGCUCAAACUGGCCUUCUGCCUUGCCCUCUGUGCUAAACUGCAAGGAUUUACUAGCAUGAAACUAGUCUAUGUGUUUAUCCCUUUCUGGGUGCUGCUUAUCGGGGGGCUGGUUGAACUGGGAUACAACAUCUUCUGUGUACAAAGAGACUAAAAGGUGGCUCGGGGCUUCCAAGUCCAAGAAUGGCACCGAGUUAAGGGAUUAUUGAGCUUUGCCACAAGCUUGAUCUCUCAAUUAGAACAUCAGGAACUCUGGAGACUUCAUCUAAGCCAGACUGAAAACUGAAAAUAGACUUGUUCCAUUUUUU
Messenger RNA from Nothoprocta perdicaria, 641 nucleotides. RefSeq names its product transmembrane protein 60 (gene TMEM60). Lineage: Eukaryota; Metazoa; Chordata; Aves; Tinamiformes; Tinamidae. The record is from RefSeq and is a predicted model, not a curated record. The coding region runs from base 83 to 487 and encodes 134 amino acids. The transcript is spliced from 2 exons.